AUGCUUAUAGCGCAAGUGAGAGGAUGCUGCCUUUUGAAGAAUUUAUUACUUCAUCGACCCCCUACUUGUUUCGUCAGGUUCAAGUCGAACCUACCAGAUGUGACGAAAAACAGAAACCUUCCUUCUAAAGAAGAGUGGGAGCAUUUGAGACAACAUAUUCCUGGCGAAUCAACACAAGAUAACGAACUCAGGAGCCGCAUUCCAAAGUUCCCUUUAGCAAAGGAGAAUGUUCCAACAUUGCUCCCUAGACCUGGAGUACCUCAAGUCAGCUCCAAACUUCCAUUCAGACAGGUAAUAGAAAUAUUGAAGAAUAAAAAGAAACCUGAAUUAAUUUACGAAGCAGAACCCCAUAGAUUAUACUUUUUAGCAUGCUUUUGUUGUGCUAUUGUAUUUACUGUGUAUGGGCUUGUAUUGCUAGAGUACGCUUACUUCCAGGCAAAUAAAGAUUAUGAAGAGAAUUCUGAGGAAUUGGAACUUACCUUACGUAAGAGGGAAUGGGUGAUGUCACUCCUUAAAAAUGGGUCACUUGGAGCAAUAAUGCUUACGGCUGCGUAUUUUGUAUCUAAAUUUCCAACACGGUUGAUAAGAAGGAUGUGGUAUUUACCAGGAAAGGAGGAAUAUGUCAAAUUUACAUCGUACCCAUUGUUCCCGGGAAGACCAACGCCUGUUUAUACGGUUCAACUCAAAAAUCUAGCCAGGAAGCAUAAGGGACGAGUGUGGACUGGUAAGGGAUUUUACGGGACUUCUGAUAGUUCUUUGUUUUUUUUUGUCUUGAAGGAAUCAAGCCCGAAUAAGACAUGGAUAGUUGACAGAAAAGGAUUCUUUUGGUCUGAUGGUAGAGUAUUUGACUUUCUCUUUGGAAAAGAAACUAUUGCAGAAGCUGAAGCCGGAAUUCCCUAUGACGAACAAAUAGGUAUUGUGAAUAGACAAGUUCAAAAGAAGAAAAAGGAGCUUAGAAAAAAACAUGGUUUUUUCUAUAAAUGGAAGCUUCUGAAAAAUGACAUGCAAAAUGAUGUGCAAAAAGUCGGAUCCUAUAUAAGUUCUCUCUCAGGGAACAAAAGGUUGCCUAAGGGCAAGGAUGAGAAAUAA
Messenger RNA from Priceomyces carsonii, 1089 nucleotides. RefSeq lists its product as uncharacterized. Lineage: Eukaryota; Fungi; Ascomycota; Pichiomycetes; Serinales; Debaryomycetaceae. The transcript has a single exon. The record is from RefSeq and is a predicted model, not a curated record. Bases 1 to 1089 code for a protein of 362 amino acids.